Molecule: messenger RNA, 1224 nt
Organism: Cotesia congregata
Lineage: Eukaryota; Metazoa; Arthropoda; Insecta; Hymenoptera; Braconidae
Source: the annotation of a GenBank genome assembly
AUGAAAAAACUAAUUACUUUAAUGUUGGUUCAAAAUAUUGUGAUUGAUGGGCAAAUUCAAGUUUUACCUAAAGACGGCUUAGAUUUGUUCAAUGACAUGAUGAGAUACUUGUUCGAUAAUUGUCGAACGGAAUUUGGAACCAUAGGAUUUUGGGGCACGGAGAGAAUUUUUCUAGCAGACGAUGAAGUUGAUUUCGUUCUGCUGAACGACAAUGAGGUGUUUGAAAGAUUGCCGACCCGAAAAAUAAAAUUUUUGGUAAAGAUUUACAAAGAAUUGAAUCUUAGCAGACCAGUGAUAAAUUUGUCCGCAGCGCUACCGACGCCGGAAAUAGAAACGGUUUUUGUUUUUGACAAAAGUGGUUACAGGCCUGUGAUUGCCAAUGACGAAUUUGAAUGGUAUCAACGUAGGUUUCAAAAUUCUAAAGUUUAUUAUUGUUUCGAGUGGGAUGGACAAAUUGGCAUAAUAGCUUUAAAUUCAUUUGCAAAUGUUGCUCCAGUAUUUUGGAAGGGGGUUAUGAAACAUAUCCGCACAUUAAUCCUGAUAAUAGUGUCGUACAGUGGGCAUUCUGUAGUGACUGGUGGGACAUUUGACUCUGGAAUUCCAUCAAUUAUAAGCUCUAAUUAUGUAACUGAAACUUAUACUAUAGACCAGAUAGUAACGCACAAUCGUGGAUUAGCGACGCCUUUGGAAAAAAUGUUUGAGUUUUACGGAUGGCUAAUCCCCGUCGCAACUUUAAUCAUCCUUUUGAUUGUAUUAGUCGUCAUUUAUCCAUCAAGCAGUGUAAAUGAUUCCAAGUUAUCUUUUGCAGCUUUUGAGUGCUUGAGAUUACUGAUAGGCAAUUCGAUUUACACGCGGAUGGACACAGAUAAGAUACGAAUAUUUUUUUCUGUUAUAUUCUUCUACUUUCUGGCCAUCCAGACAACUUUUUCCGGUCAGCUCGCAGCUUUUUUGACCAAACCUGUGUACAGAAAAAAUGUCGAGACUCUAGUAGAUCUAGAGGACCCUCGUUACGCUAAAAUUUACGCAGAUGAGUCACUUUAUAACUACAUCGAACUCACGCCGCUAUACAACAAUACUUUAUUUGGCGUAAAUAAAUGUGAAGAAUACAUCGAAGAUCCAUCAGUUGCUUGCAUUGACCAACAAAACUAUUUAACUCCGUUGAUAGCAACUUAUAAUUUGCAUACACCCAAAAAAUUUGUUAAACUAAGUUACAGCACAUUGUGA